GACAAGAUCAACUGGCCGAAGGAGGAGCAUAUCGACCAGGACACUGUCACCCUGGAGGACCACAGCUGAGACUUUUCCAUAGUCUGUCUCUCUCUUCACACUACCUGGGUUGUGUUGGCAAACAAAGGAAUACAACACAAGUGAAGGACAGUGGUGUCUGAUGCGUCGUGAAGGAAUGGCGCUCUAACAAUGCCAUUGUCGGUGGGAGCAUCCAGUGUCAAGCUGUGAAUGGUGUCGAAACCUCUUGGGGGCAGAAGUCAAGACUGUAUCUGCCAUCAGACCUAAAGCCUGACAUUGAGCAGCUGAUCGAGAGAAUAACAGAAGUGUGGAAAUUUGUCAUCAAACCCAAAGGUUACUACAGCUUAUCCUCAAUAGGGACGAGGGAGUUGCUGGAGUCUAUCCCAGCUGACACUGCGCGAGAGGCGGGGUUGAGGUUAACACAGGUCAAUUUAGGGUGACCAAUUAAUGAGCAUGUCUUUGGAAGUAAGGAAACCGGAGAACACAGAGAAAACCCACGCCGGGAGAACAUACAAACUCCACCUGUACACUGUAUGACUGUAUAUAUGUAACCAAGAUUCCUAACGGAAAUGCAAAUUUUCAUCAUACAGAUGCUCUUCUGAUGUCAAAAUCACCUCAUCCCAGAUCUUAUUGAUGUGUCAUCCAGAAAAAAUGUUCCUGCUAUACAACAAGACCCCAAGAAGAACAUCUUUGAGAACUUCAGCUUUUCUGAUAAUUGUCAUUAAAGUCUUGUGCUGUCAAACCCUCACAUGUCGUCCUGAAGAGUAUCAGAUAGAGAAUGAAUGCUGCCCAAUGUGUCCACCUGGAAACAGAGUUAAAAUACAUUGUACAGAGUUCAGAACUACAUCAUGUCUGCCCUGCACGAGUGGAACUUAUAUGGAUAAAUCUACUAAACAUAAGCAGUGUUUCCAAUGCACCAACUGUGAUACAGGUUCUGGUCUGAAGGUAAAGACGUCAUGUACAACAACAUCAGAUACAGUUUGUGAACCACUUGAAGGAUUCUUCUGCAUUGACUUAAUAAAGGACCAAUGUGUAGCAGCACAGAAACGCAAGGACUGUGAUCCAGGACAAUAUAUCAAGGAAAAGGGUACAUCCUCCUCAGACACUGUGUGCUCUGACUGCAGUGAUGGAACAUUUUCAGAUGGAACAUCAACAUCUUGUCACCAACACACACAAUGUGAAUCAAUGAACCUUCAGCUGAUAACAGCAGGAACUUCGUCAGCUGAUUCUGUUUGUGGGGAACAAACUUCAAACGUUGGAGUUAUUGUCACCAUCAUCAUCAUUGUGGGGAUUUAUUUAGUCAAUGUAAUCAUAGUAGUAGUAUUCGUGCUAGAAGCAUUGUGCUACCACAGAAGAAAGAACACAUUUCUAGCAUGUCUAAGUUACUUGAUAUUUAUUUUAUAAUAGAAAAAGACAUUAAACCUAACAGUAGGCAUGUCCGAUAAUAUCGGCCGAUA
Molecule: messenger RNA, 1475 nt
Organism: Mugil cephalus (flathead mullet)
Lineage: Eukaryota; Metazoa; Chordata; Actinopteri; Mugiliformes; Mugilidae
Product: tumor necrosis factor receptor superfamily member 5-like
Exons: 8
Coding region: 652-1422 (256 amino acids)
Biological process (GO): defense response to Gram-positive bacterium; defense response to Gram-negative bacterium; signal transduction
Cellular component (GO): external side of plasma membrane; membrane
Molecular function (GO): protein binding; transmembrane signaling receptor activity
Source: RefSeq, a predicted model, not a curated record